This is a messenger RNA of Orbicella faveolata, 3301 nucleotides long. RefSeq lists its product as uncharacterized. NCBI's taxonomy places the organism in Eukaryota, Metazoa, Cnidaria, Anthozoa, Scleractinia, Merulinidae. Gene Ontology annotation, cellular component: voltage-gated potassium channel complex; membrane. Gene Ontology annotation, molecular function: ligand-gated monoatomic ion channel activity; delayed rectifier potassium channel activity. Gene Ontology annotation, biological process: potassium ion transmembrane transport; action potential. The record is from RefSeq and is a predicted model, not a curated record.
UUUAUGUAACGGUAAAAGUUGAAAAUUAUCCUUCCUUAAAAGUGGCAAAAAUUUUCAAUUUUUCUGCAAAGGUUUAGGAACUCGAGAACGAGCGUUUUCGAAUUCUCUCAAAUUUUCACGGUCACGAAUGUCUCCGAGUACAACUCGAUAAAAACACGCCAUAUUUCGAUUAGCAAACUGUAAAUUAUCUGCGUUUCAGAGUGAAACCGCCGUUUUCAAAUUCCGCAGGCUUGGUGCGGACGGCGUCUUAAUCCUCAAAAUUCCGAGUAAAACAGAUCGGAAAGUCACAAAGCUCGAGUCUUCCUGGCACUCUUCUUGGAUAGCCUGCUAGAAGAUUAAGAUUACACGGUCUUUUAUAUUUCAGGCAAAUCCAUUAUGAUCCAUUGGCUAGUUACAGUAAUUUCCCUUUGGGUGAUGCUUCAGUCGAAUUUAGUUUCAGCCAAAAACUUCACUGACUUGGCAUAUUAUGAAGAUUAUGAAGCCAACUUUGUCAAGUGUCCAAAUGUAAUCAAGGUGGAGUGGAAUUUGCUACUAAGUAGAGAACCUCAUGUCAUUAAAUACAGCAACGGAACAGAAAUUUCCUACGACGGCUUGUUUCCACAAUUUUUACACAUUAUGUUGGAAGCCUGCUGUGCCGACGCCUUUGAGGUGAAAUAUGUUGAAAGCGAUUCAGAUAUCAUUCUUCCCGUGAUCCUCAACUACAAGGAAACUGGAUUACAAUCUCAGAGCAAAGUGGUUCCCAUUCUUCCCUACACCGGAGUGGCGUUCGUUGUCAAGAGAGCAGACAAGAAAAACCUACCCAUCAAAACUCUGUCUUCCGUUUUUAGCUCCUGGCCAGUGUUGGUAAUAACGUUACUGCUGUCUGUAUUGGCGGGAAUCGUCGCUUGGAUAUUGGACACCAGGAAGAACAAAGAGGAAUUUCCAGUGAGCUUCAUACAAGGAUCGUGGGAAGGUUUCUGGUGGGCUUUUAUAUCCAUGACAACAGUUGGUUACGGUGAUCGCUGCCCAAAGUCAAUUUCCGGGAGAUUGUUUGCCAUUUUCUGGAUCCUAACUGGUAUUUGUAUGUGUUCCAUCUUCACUGCAAUGCUGACAACAGCUCUAACUACGAUCAGCCUUGACACCGAGAUUACCCUGCCUCGAGCAAAGGUGGCUGCUCUUUUUGGCUCCAUUGAAGCCACAACAGGCUUUCAACGACAAGCAGAAGUCAUUAGAGUCCACACCAUUGAAGAAAUCAAAGAGAAAAUAACAGAUGGGGAAGCCGUAGGCGCUUUGAUGGACAGUUUCACCAUAACUCAUUACCAGCACCUUUUUCCAGUGGACGAGUUCAAAGUACAAGAAGUCAUUUCCCAAGAGUACCUGGAGUAUGGAGCGCAGGUUGAAAACUCUUCAAUGGUCAGCUGUUUGAAGAACUUUCGGUUUUCCGAGGAGUCCGAACUGUAUGAACAAGCUGAACUGUACAUGGCGAAUCAUUACAACAAGAGUGGCAUGGGCGAGUCACUGGAGGGAACUGAAAACUCAUUUGAAGUUGAUCCUGAGGGUUUGCUGUUUUACCCGACCCUUUUUACCUCUCUGGGGAUUCUCGCAUUCUUUCUUCUGUCUGGUGCAACCUGGGAAAUCUGUCGUAGGUCGCGCAUGUGCAGAAUGAAGCUACCAGAUACUAAAAGGUUAGACAUGCUGUUGUCCACUCCCAACACUCCACCCGAACAUCGUGGAACAAUGGAAACGAAAGCUUUUCUACAGGAAUUAGAAGAGAAGUUUGUGCAGGAUGUCCGACAAGUGCUCAAAUCUCUUGAAAACGAUCUCAUCAAUCGCACGUUGUUUCCUGACAACAACUGCAAUGAGAAGUUGACAUCAGUUUAAAGUGAAACUCUGACUUUUAGAGUCAGCUGUAGUAGUGUUAACUCAUAGGAAACUGUCCAGUUAGUUGGUUUACGUUCAUCCGUCUUAGGAUGGUUUACAAAAUAUUUCUUAGUAGAUAUGUACAGUAGCAUGGUGCUCGUGAACUCACCCAGAUAUUCAAUAGAUAUCUAGUAUAUUUCAUCGAUACUCGUUUCAAAACAAAAAUCGAUCAGGUUUCCACUUGGUGAUUGGAAUAAAUAUCCGCAGUCUAUAGGCAAGCCCAAACGUCAGCGGACAAAUGGUCAGCUUGCCUAUCCGAACAAAAAAGCUUUUAGACAGCAAGCAUGAGAGGCCCAACAAAUGUUUUGAAAAACAUACUGCACCGCUGCAGCCAUCAUGAUAUUACCAAUGAGGACGCGUUCAAAAUUAUAUUCUUAACACUUGUAAUGAAAUGUGAGGUUAUAACACCAGAAAAUUGCACUCCAUAUACAACUGACGGGGCAGUAGUAUGUGUAAUAUGAUGUAGCAUGCCAAUAAAUAUCCAAUACAAGCAGAAAAGUCCUUCUUGCUCAGUUUUCAGCGAAGCUAUGGUGAAGAGAACGGCCUACACAGUCACCCACUUAUUUUGUGUUGGUCGUGUGAUACCUUCCCAUUAAGCCAAGCUGUUAAUUCGUUCAAUCUUGGCUUGGAUCCUUGAUUGAUGUUUUUAUUUGUAACUUGAUAUCAACUCAGCAUGGAUGAGAGCGUUUUGUAAUAGAAUACUAUACAUCUUGGCUCAAUUAAGCUUGAGUUUUUCCCGAAAAUGUACCAACCUUUUGAAAAGUUGACUGUUUGCUGAAAACUUUUUCAAAUUGUGAAACAUUGCCCGGCGCUGUUGAAAUAGGCCUAACCUCAGGUAUCACUCAAUUGCGCCAGUGACAAUAUAACUAGGGGUGGCAAUGCUGGGCAUCAGAAUUUAAUUUGACAAAAUAGCAAAUUCUCCGGGUUGGUGUAAUUAACGUUUUUUUCCGCUGCGGCCUCCAAAUGGGAUUCUAAUCACGAACAGUACCUUAAAAACGUUCCUCGUUUGUCAACUUUGAGACAUUUAUGAAUAUGUCAAAAGAAUGAUCUAUUUCAAGGUAGUUAUCUCGAUCUUGAGAACGUGUACCUUUGUUAUAACAUGACAAAACCAACAAGCGAAGGGCGGACAAUAGGUAAUACUUUUCAACAGAACCUUUUAAAAUAGUUUGGGCUUUCCUGCGGUUUUCUUAAAUAAUAUUAUUGUUGGUUUAAGCCGGGUUGCAAAGCUGCACGUAAUACGAAUCUGAAAUUAUUUGCCAGUGAAGCGGACUAGGUUAGGUCAGAUUGAUGCAUGCUGUGUAGUUUUAAUCAGUUCUUUGAGCAAACACCUUUGUUUUCUUGAAUAGCCGUUUGUUGCAGGUAUAACAUGUAGAAACUGAUGAUAUUCCAGCAAUGAUCAAUA